Larimichthys crocea (large yellow croaker) is the source of this 6513-nucleotide messenger RNA. Its product is annotated as cyclin-dependent kinase 5 activator 1. NCBI's taxonomy places the organism in Eukaryota, Metazoa, Chordata, Actinopteri, Sciaenidae. The coding region runs from base 796 to 1785 and encodes 329 amino acids. Gene Ontology annotation, molecular function: cyclin-dependent protein serine/threonine kinase activator activity; protein kinase binding. The transcript is spliced from 2 exons. Gene Ontology annotation, cellular component: growth cone; cytoplasm; protein kinase 5 complex. The record is from RefSeq and is a predicted model, not a curated record. Gene Ontology annotation, biological process: brain development; axon guidance.
CAGCAGCUGAGCCCCCCUGUUAGGCGGAGUUAGUGUCUCGGGGAGGCGGGUGUAACGAGCCGCUCUGCGCGCUCACUGGCUGCUCCUGCUUUAAUGUGUGAGAGCCCGUUCAGAGGUCGGACUUGUCGGGACCGAACACCGGUCAGUACACGACUGAAGCUCAGCGUGCGGACUCACAGCUGCACCGGAGAACCAGGAAAAGCACAACACCGGAGAAGUCCAGAGGAGUCUUUACGCUCGGAUGUUGAGAGAUGGAAUGCAUUGAAAGGACUCAGACCGUGUGAAAGUUUGCGUUUCGGACAUGGAGACACACAUUCAGAGACAUUUCAUCAUCAGAGUGAAGUCGAGCAUCAUUCUCGCCUGGGUUUGAGGUGCAGCGGAGGAUGACACCUGCACCCCGCCUGGCGAGGACCGACGCGUUCUUCCACAUUUGGCAUCUUUGAAGAAGAGGAGGGAGACUUUCUGCCUCUGACACAUCAACACCCAGACUUAUCUGCGGCUGCAGGAACGGCGCAUUUAUUGCGCUCCUUUAUAUCUUUGCAAGCAUCGCGGACUGCGGCAGCAGAAACAACUGUCUGGCACACACAGGUCAUGUCUCUGCAGCCACAGUCAUUUAAGCUGUGUCUACUGUUCAGCUCACCUUGACAUGUCUGCACCACCCGCCUCUUCAUGCCGUUUCCCCGUCGAGAGUUCACAGCCGCUGGAUUUUAAGAAAUAAAAGAGAGCUUUGCCUCAAACGCGUCCGCUCUCUACAACAGCAGCAAGGCAGUAUAAUCUCCGGAGCACUGACUCACCAUGGGCACUGUGCUGUCGCUGUCUCCUGGUUCUCGGAAAUCAGGCUACUAUGACAACCGGCCGGGCUCGCUCAGUCACUACCCGAGCCUCAGCAGCCGCUCUCUUAACAGCCAGAAAGACCGCGGGCUGAAGAGGGGCCAGUCCAUCUUCCUCCCGGCGCUCACGUGGAAGCGACUUGUGGCCUCUACAAAGAAGAAGGGCAACUCCAAGAAAGGCUCCGGUGGUCCUGUGGCCCUCGGGGAUCCUCUCAACAACAACAGCAUCAAUAUCUACCAAAAGGAUCCAGUGUUGCACCUCAACCGUGAGAAUGUGAAGAAGUCGCUGUCUUGUGCCAACCUGUCCAGCUACGAGGGCCCAGCAGGACUGGGUCUGGGGCUUGGCUAUGGCCUGGGAUUGGGCCAGGGUCACGGGUGUAGCUACAGCAAGUCCCAACAGCUUUCCUCUGUGAAGAAAGUUCCCCAAGGGACAGUGACCUCGUCCCCAAAGCGUGUCAUCGUCCAGGCCUCCACCAGCGAGCUCCUGCGCUGCCUCGGGGAGUUCCUGUGCUGUCGCUGCUACCGCCUGAAGCAUCUAUCUCCAGCUGACCCGGUGCUGUGGCUGCGGGCCGUGGACCGCUCGCUGCUGCUGCAAGGCUGGCAGGACCAGGCCUUUGUCACGCCGGCCAACGUGGUCUUCGUCUACAUGCUGUGCCGAGACGUCGUGGACGGCGACCUGGUGGCGUCGGAGCACGAGCUGCAGGCCAUUCUGCUCACCUGCCUUUACCUGUCCUACUCCUACAUGGGCAACGAGAUCUCAUACCCGCUCAAGCCCUUCCUGGUUGAGGCAGGUAAGGAGGCCUUCUGGGACCGGUGCCUCGCCAUCAUCGAUGCCACCAGCUCCAAGAUGCUGCGCAUCAACGCAGACCCGCACUUUUUCACACAAGUUUUUGCUGAACUCAAGAGCGAAGGUGGCUGCGGCCCCCAGGAUUACAGUCGAGUGCUGGAUCGGUGAGAGGACCCGUCCUUGCUGACCGCAUGCCUUUUUUGUACACUUCAUGCACAUGUAUACUUGCACACAGACACACACAUUUGUCUCAUACAGAUUCCUCUCCCCGUUCUCAUCUCCUGUUGCCUUGCAGGAGCCACGAAGGCCUGUCCUGACAGAGUCACGUAGACAUAUUUGAUCAUUCCAUCUGUGUUUGUUGCCAUCGUCCUGUUCCAUCCACAGAUAGAAAUAAGGAAUUUUACCCCCUCCCAGAUAAUUGGCUAACAGAGGCUCAUAGUUGUGUUUCUUCUCCUGGAAUAUCCACCUGAGUUUACUUGAAUUGAGGAACCAUUUGGUCCACCUGUCCCAUCUGUGUCGUCCCAGCUGCCUCUUCUGGAUCCCAGCAUCCCUCGGCCGUCCUUACCUGAAUGUAAAUCAAGAAGACGAAGACGCCAUCGUCACUCACAGAUUCAGAUUUUCACUGGUUAUAUUAAAACGUCUGAGCGGAUCCACGGAAGAAUAAAACCUGGCACAGACAGCAUAAUCCACCUAGAGGCCAAGUUUUAUUUUCCCGGACAAUGCAAGGAGACAUCCUGACAUCCGCUGCUGGAGAAGUGACUCAGACUGAUGGGAACAGCUGAGAGGUCUGUGUAAGGGCCCGCUGGUCCUGCUGUGCGCUGUGUAAUCACUAAAGCAAAACGAACAGGCAGUGUUUUGUGGAGCCUUUUGAGGGUCGUCUAGCCUGAGGGGACAGUUGCUUUUUAUUGAAUUUUUUUUUUUUAAACCUUUGCCUCUGUCUUUAUCUCAUCUCGGGAGAUGUUUUCAGGUUGGAAGCAGGACACGGAUUUAAGAUUGACGUGUUUUGUGCGAGCGUUGAGCGGCGUAUGCGAGGCUAUGUGUGUGUGUGUGUGCAGGCAUUGUGCAGCCACGGUCAUCAGCUGUUUACUCCAUCCUUUUGUUCCCUGCGUCUUGUUGACAGAGCACCCACAGCCGUGGUAUUAAUGAGAUUAGCAGAUUACUUGCAGCCCCUCCUCUCCCUCAACCUCUGCCCCCUUCUUGUCCACUCGGCAACCCUGCAGAGCUUCAGUGGCUAAUCCAGGCCAGGCUGGACUGGGCCAUGUACACAUGUACACAAAUACACACACACACUUAAAUACCUAGCGCUUUAUUUUCCUCUGUGCAUGAAUGCAACGCUGUGUGACACAGAGUCCGACCCAGAAGCAGGAAAGCUUUCUUAGAGAUAUCCAGACAAGAAAAGGGUGAAGGGGUUCGUUGUUGUUGUCCCCGCUGUCCAUCGAGAUGCUCCUGUCUCCUGCUAUAUUAUUCCUUUGAAUGAACCAUUGGCAUUUGUACCUCAGUCUCCUUUUCCAGCGUGUUUUAAUGUGCAUUGCCACGUGUCAGAGGUGGUCGCAGAUGACCCCAAGAUUGGUCGUUAUUGCACUGAAAUUUAUAGAUGUUUUUGUAGAAGUAGAUCGUAAAUAUCCACAGAUGGAUUUUAUCUCCUUGGCUUCUGCAAGUUGUUCAGAUUUGUGCUGCAAAGUCUGAAGUUUACAGCUCAUGUUUCAACGCUGAUAGCUCAGGAAGAAAGUAGUUAGACAAGUGGGGGUGGGAAAGGCACAAAUUAAUUGUGAAUUGUGCGUCAGAGUGGCUUAAAAACACAAUGGGCUUUUUUUUUAUCCGUUUCUUUAAUCAAACUCGAUAAAUUUAAUGAUUUAGGGGAUUAAAAACAAAAAUAGUGAAGCCUAGCUGUGUUUUUAGGACAGGUGGAGCCUCAAAUGUGUCUUGACCCAGACACUGGGAACUGAAAACUUGACUUCCGCCAAGAUGCGUUUCCCACAAUAGCCUUAAUCUCAUUGUGUCCAGACAUCUGGAGGUUUAGGUGCUCCACUUCCCUUCCCUCAUGGGGCUGUCGCUCUUGCACACUGUGACACAGUUGCAUACUCACCCACGAGGUUAUACGCUAAACAAUCUGCCCUGUAAGGUCCGACCUUUACAACACAUGUGCAAACAAACACAGUCACGUUCACGUCCCCUUCCUUGGGUAAUCCAGUCCUAAUCCUCCCCGACCCAAUCAAACAGAGAGACGGAGCGAGGGAUGAAAACAUGAGGAAAUAAGUAAACGGUUCAGAAUCCGAUGAGAUUUGGUGUCACACUUCCCCGUACAGUUUUUGGCACUCGGCUCAGCCUUUCAAAAUCCGGCUCUAACAAACUCGGGGCCUCAGAGACCCCGAAGCUCAACCGUGCUGCCUGUUCCAGCUCAGCCCGCCUCAGUCAACCAGAGAGGAGUGACGGCAGUGAGUCACGCUCAGAGAGACACCGCUGUCUCUUUUCUUUUUUUAAAGCUUUGACUGGCAGCCAUUUUGGGCUCGUCGUUGCGGUCAGUGCAUCUCUCUCUCUCUCUGGUCCGGCUCCGGCUUUGACAAGGACACUUGUGUCUUGACUUAACCCCCCUUCCUCCAACCCCAUUUCCACACACACACACACUCAGCUGUUGUUCCCUGCCUGUUUCAUUAGAUUUGACACCCCACACCCGCCAGCCAUUGUCAGGACGAGGAAGGGCAGAAUGGGCCUGUUUGUUGGCAUCGGGUUGGUUGUGUUUGUGCGUGAAUGUGGGUCAAAGUUAACAGCAACAUCUGCUUCCACCAUCCAUCUCCUGUAAGACCUAAAUGUUAAUUAAAUCAAAAGAUAGAGUACAGCAUGUUUACGCAGUGCCGCUGUUAUCUAACCCCUUCGUUUGAUGAGAAACUAUUUCUCACGCUCGUUAACGGCACAGAGGAACCCGUGUUGACGCAAUUUGUCAAAUGCGACGACCAAAAAGGCAACUGUCCCUUCUUUCAGUACCUCUGUCCAAUCAGUCGCUCAGCUGGAUCACGUAGCUGUUCCUCCAGAGCCGAGCGCGGCUUCCAGGCCAAGUAACUCGCAUCUCAACUGGCGCUCUAAUUCUGUCCAUCGAAUCAAAAAAUCGGCACGAGUCCCGGGAACUCUUUGACUGAUAGCAAACAGACACACGAUGCCUGUGACAUCUACUCUGGAUAAUUUAUGACUCUUCUUACGUAGAAACUGAUAAAAACUGGAUAUUUAAAACAAGAUUAAAGCAGGACGUUUUAGUGCAAACUGGACCUUUCUCUGUGGACGGGACCUUCAUCUUGGACUCUCUGACAACCCAGAGACGACAGAAUAUUUCAGAUGGGCCUUACACUGGCUCUGUUUUGGAGACUUUUGGGUUUGUGUUAACAAUGUGAUCAAAGAUUUAACGGAUAAGUCUGGUGUUAUUCUGUAUUUUUCUUAUUGUCAACAAGUUCUCAAACUUCUCUACUUCUUAUUUUUCCUCACUAAAGACAGAAAUCUUUAAAAACACAUCAUAAAAGUGUCCUAAAAAAAAGGUGGGCACUGUAGCUUUUCACAAAUGUUACUCAAACAGGAGUGAGAAGUGCAUUUGUUGGGGACUAUUUUCAGCUGCGGAUGAAUACACAUUUGGUGCCCUGAGCAUUUUCAACAGCAGAAUAAUGUUUGUGGAGUUCACUAAAGAAAAAAACUAUGUUCAAGUGUCAUCCAGUGCAACAUCGAGUGUUUUUAAUAGUUUACAGAGGAAGACGCUUGUACGUUAUUUUUGUCGACAUUAAGAAAAACACAGCGCAUCACGAGACUUUUCCUUUAGUCACCACAGCUCUAUGAGUUGUGUUAAGUUAUGUCAGUAUGCUGCUGCUGCUGCCGUUGUUGUAGGUUGGUGUGAAGUUUCAAUGGCACACCUUAGACUGAUGAUGUAAAUACACGGGAGUGUUAAGAGCGAAGAGGAAAAAAAAAAAAGACGAAAAUUAACAAAAAAGAAAUAGUCUUGCUGUGUAGUAGCAUGCAUGCCAGCCAGGUAGUUUUAGAGAUGUUUCUUUUUUUUUACCUCUGCUUUUUUUGUUUUGGUUUUUAUAUGUGAUGUUUUGAAGAUUAUUUCUUUGGUAACUUAAAACUGGAUCUCGUUUGAGUGUUCCUCUAUCGGAAACAUGAUGUCAACAGUAUUAAAGUCUCUUACGACUAUCAUCGUUAUGGUGGUGCGUUCAUGUUUAGACUCGAUAGAUACAACAAAAAAAAAAAAAAAUCCUGAAAUAGCAAAGCAUGUGAACUCAUAUGAGCUAUGACAGAAUUAUAACUUAACAUACUUUAUUUUAAAAACUCAGCCUCGGUCUUAUUACGGCCUCAUACCAAGACUUUGUUUGUCAAUUUGCUGAUUUAGAUCGUGGUCAACCAGAAUCUCCCUUCAUGUUCACAUUACGAUUAUACAUAUAGAAAUGAUCAAGUCGGUGGCUAUCAAUAGCUUUUCUCAUCAAUGCACCAGCUGGUGACACAAAGGAAGACAUUGUACACGUAGCGUUUGUCGCCGGCCUGCUCCGGCUCAGCCUCUGAUGGUUCAACACCGGACAUAUGUUAAUACAGAGAUAAAUAUAUAACUGUCUGGUGUCCAUCUCCUCCUUCACCCCCCCUGAGUUACCAUAGUUACCUUCCUCAGCCAUCGUUGUAACUGUCACGCCAAAACGAAGCAGCACAUCACCCCCCCACCCACCCACCCGAGUGACUUUUGUGAAGCCACUGAAAUGUGUGUGCGAGCUAAAUGUGAAAAACUAUUGAUGGGGAAAACUUGAAGAAAAAAAACAAAAUGUGACUGUUUAAUUUUUUGCAUCUUUUUGUUUGUUUGGUUUUCCUUUUUCAUGACGACGAUGACGUUUACUAUGUUGAUUAUUUAAUAAAGUAUUGAGCUGAAAUCCA